Racocetra fulgida is the source of this 1929-nucleotide messenger RNA. The record is from the annotation of a GenBank genome assembly. NCBI's taxonomy places the organism in Eukaryota, Fungi, Glomeromycota, Glomeromycetes, Diversisporales, Gigasporaceae.
AUGCCGGUAGUAACAACCGCUCAGCUUGUAAAAUUACAAUCGCGCACAGAAAAUAUACGAAACAUUUGCAUUUUAGCACAUGUUGAUCAUGGAAAAACAACACUGUCUGAUUCUUUGUUGGCCUCGAAUGGAAUAAUAUCUAGUAAGCUUGCGGGAAAAGUAAGAUACCUUGAUAGUCGAGAGGACGAACAAGAAAGAGGAAUAACUAUGGAAGCAAGUGGCAUUUCACUUUAUUUUCAAAUUUUACGUAAAGCUACGGAAGAAGAAACUAUAACAAAUUCUGAUGAAUAUUUGAUAAAUCUUAUUGAUGCUCCUGGACAUGUCGAUUUUUCAAGUGAAGUCUCGACAGCAUCCAGGUUGUGUGAUGGCGCUUUAAUUCUUGUCGAUGUUGUCGAAGAUCGACUCAUUACUGAAUUGAAAUUAACACCAUUGGAGGCCCAAGUUCAUCUAAAUAAAAUUAUUGAACAAGUUAAUGCAAUAGUGGGAACUUACUUUGCCGGCGAUGUGAUGGAAGAAGAAACAAAAAGACAUGAGGCUGAGAAAGAAAAACUCUUACAUCAAGGAAAGGAUUUUGAAUCUACGAGUUCCAAUGAUGAAAUAUUUGAGGAACAUGAUGAUUCUAAUAUAUAUUUUACACCCGAGUCUGGCAACGUUGUUUUUGCUAGUGCUCUUGAUGGAUGGGCAUUUAGAAUCGAACAAUUUGCUCAAAUAUACGCAGCAAAAUUAGGUAUUAAAGAAUCCGUACUUUGUAAAGUACUCUGGGGUGAUUAUUAUCUCGAUCCAAAGACGAAACGUUUUUUGCAACACAAGCAUCUUAAAGGGCGACAAUUAAAACCAAUGUUUGUUCAAUUUGUGCUGGAAAACAUAUGGACAGUUUGUGAUGCCAGUGAUUCUGCACCCGUCGUUGCAUACGUAUCAAAAAUGUUUGCUGUACAUUCGGAUAUGUUACCGGAAAACAGAAGAAAACAAUUGUCUGCCGAAGAAUUGAGAGAAAGGGGAAGGCUUCAAAGAAUAGCACGGUUGCAUUCUUCAAAUACUCGUGCCGGAGAAGAGCCAGUUUUAAAUACAGCUGCUUCAGAUAGUGAUAAUAGCGAGAUUCCAAUAUCUGAAUCAUUGGAUGCUUCCUUGGAACAAUUGCAUCUUCAUUCUACCAUAGAUUCAGAAGAUACAAUGGUCUCUGAGCAAAAACCCUCCGAAGAAACAUUCACAGGAUUUUCUCGUCUUUAUUCUGGCACCAUUAGAGUUGGUCAAAAACUUUAUGUUCUUGGGCCCAAAUAUGAUCCUGCUUUCCCUGAUAGACAUUGUUCUGAGAUAACGGUUAAAAGUCUAUACUUAAUGAUGGGAAGAGAAUUAGAGUCUCUUCAAGAAGUACCGGCUGGCAAUGUUUUUGGUAUCGGUGGACUUGAAGGCCAUAUAUUGAAGAAUGGAACUCUGUGCAGCACGAAAGAUUGCAAAAAUCUCGCUGGCGUUACAUUAGAGUCUGCGCCAAUUGUUCGAGUAGCUCUUGAGCCGGCGGAUCCAUGUAAUAAUGCUUUUACUGCAUAUUCUGAAAUUAAUAAGCUCAUUGAAGGACUUCGUUUGCUCAAUCAAGCUGACCCAUGUGUUGAGGUUCUCGUACAAGAAACCGAUAAUACACAACGCGGUGUGGUGACGAUUUCUACACCAAACAAGUAUUGCACUAUUAAAGUGCGUACCGUUCCACUACCUUCAAACGUUACUGCCUUCCUUAACCAGCAUGCUGUUACCAUAAAAUCUAUUCUGGAACGGCAACAACGCAGUAAAAUUGAUGCACAUACCACAGAAGAAUAUGAAGAUGCUAUUAAAGAGGUCACUAUCAAAGGGGAAAGUAUACUAGACGCUGAAGAGUUUUCCAAACUUCUCCAACUUGAAUUUGACAAAGCAGCUAACAGCGAAAUUUGGAAAAAUGUG